CUGGGAGUUGGCACUGGCACCUGGAUGACGAAAGCCAAGGGGAAUGGAAAAUGCCAGGCCCGCCCCUACCCAGGAGUAUAAAGAAGCCCUGCAUCCUUUUCGAACUCAACCUGAGCACCUUUCCCUUCUCUCUUCGACUUGCUCGCUCACUCACUCACCUCUCUCCUCGGCAUCAUGACCACCUGCAGCCGCCAGUUCACCUCCUCCAGCUCCAUGAAGGGCAUCGGCGGUGGCGCCAGCCGCAUGUCCUCUGUCCUGGCCGGAGGCUCCUGCCGGGCCCCCAGUGCCUAUGGGGGUCUGUCUGUCACCACCUCCCGCUACUCCUCCGGAGGGGCUUGCGGGCUGGGAGGUGGCUACGGUGGCGGCUUCAGCAGCAGCAGCAGCUUUGGCGGGGCCCUGGGUGGCGGCUUUGGUGGAGGAUAUGGUGCUGUUCUUGGUGGUGGCCUUGGUGGUGGCUUUGGUGGUGGCUUUGGUGGUGGCUUCGGUGGUGGUGAUGGGCUCCUGGUGGGCAGUGAGAAGGUGACCAUGCAGAACCUCAACGACCGCCUGGCCUCCUACCUGGACAAGGUGCGCGCCCUGGAGGAGGCCAACGCCGACCUGGAGGUGAAGAUCCGCGACUGGUACCAGAGGCAGCGUCCUGCUGAGAUCAAGGACUACAGCCCCUACUUCAAGACCAUCGAGGACCUGAGAAACAAGAUCCUCACGGCCACCGUGGACAAUGCUAAUAUUGUGCUGCAGAUUGACAAUGCCCGCCUGGCUGCUGAUGACUUCCGCACCAAGUACGAGACGGAGCUGAACCUGCGCAUGAGCGUGGAAGCCGACAUCAACGGCCUGCGCAGGGUGCUGGACGAGCUGACUCUGGCCAGGGCUGACCUGGAGAUGCAGAUAGAGAGCCUGAAGGAGGAGCUGGCCUACCUGAGGAAGAACCACGAGGAGGAAAUGAACGCCCUGAGAGGCCAGGUGGGCGGAGACGUCAAUGUGGAGAUGGACGCUGCCCCUGGCAUAGACCUGAGCCGCAUCCUGAACGAGAUGCGCGACCAGUACGAGAAGAUCGCGGAGAAGAACCGCAAGGACGCCGAGGACUGGUUCUUCAGCAGGACGGAGGAACUGAACCGCGAAGUGGCCACCAACAGCGAGCUGGUGCAGAGCGGCAAGACCGAGAUCUCCGAGCUCCGGCGCACCGUGCAGAACCUGGAGAUCGAGCUGCAGUCCCAGCUCAGCAUGAAAGCAUCCCUGGAAAACAGCCUGGAGGAGACCAAAGGCCGCUACUGCAUGCAGUUGGCCCAGAUCCAGGAGCUGAUCAGCAGUGUGGAGGAGCAGCUGGCCCAGCUGCGCUGCGAGAUGGAGCAGCAGAACCAGGAAUACAAGAUCCUCCUGGACGUGAAGACCCGGCUGGAGCAGGAGAUCGCCACCUACCGCCGCCUACUGGAGGGCGAGGACGCCCACCUCUCUUCCUCCCAGUUCUCCUCUGGCUCUCAGUCAUCCAGAGAUGUGACCUCCUCCAGUCGCCAGAUUCGCACCAAAGUCGUGGACGUGCACGAUGGCAAGGUGGUGUCCUCCCACGAGCAGGUCCUUCGCACCAAGAACUAAGGCUGCUCUGCACUGCUCAGGCCUAGGAAGCACUCCCACCAUGUGGACACAGAUUUCACUGGGGGAUCCCCUCUCCCAUCUCCCUGCAUCCAAGCACUUCACACCUGAGCCCUGUUUCACCCUUGCCCCUCCCAGCAAUCAAUAAAGCUUCAUUAUCUGAGUUGCACAA
Messenger RNA from Vicugna pacos (alpaca), 1759 nucleotides. RefSeq names its product keratin, type I cytoskeletal 14. Gene Ontology annotation, molecular function: structural molecule activity. Gene Ontology annotation, biological process: intermediate filament organization; epithelial cell differentiation. Gene Ontology annotation, cellular component: cytoskeleton; keratin filament. NCBI's taxonomy places the organism in Eukaryota, Metazoa, Chordata, Mammalia, Artiodactyla, Camelidae. The record is from RefSeq and is a predicted model, not a curated record.